Musa acuminata AAA Group (dessert banana) is the source of this 2218-nucleotide messenger RNA. Its product is annotated as proline-rich receptor-like protein kinase PERK13. The record is from RefSeq and is a predicted model, not a curated record. The coding region runs from base 5 to 2218 and encodes 737 amino acids. Gene Ontology annotation, biological process: protein phosphorylation. Gene Ontology annotation, molecular function: protein kinase activity; ATP binding. The transcript is spliced from 8 exons. Lineage: Eukaryota; Viridiplantae; Streptophyta; Magnoliopsida; Zingiberales; Musaceae.
GGAAAUGUCAGAUUCGGCUCCACCUCCUGAGGGUCUGAGCUCUAACUCGACGGCUAGCACGUCUCCACCUCCCUCGGAGGCGACUUCUCCGCCGCCAUCGACCUCUCCGCCAUCUCCACCAGCUUCGGCGCCGCCUCCCCAGAGUCCACCUCCGUCCGAAAACCCAUCCCCGUCGCCACCAUAUUCGCCUCCGCUACAACCUUCUGAAUCAACUGCAUCUCCUCCGCCUGAGUCAUCACCACUCACCCCUCCACCGAAUACGCCGCCAACGUUGGCACCACCGAAUACCCCACCACCAAAUGCCUCCCCUCCUCCUCCAAUUCCACCUCCACCACCUCCUCCUCCUUCUCCUCCUCCUCCCAAAGCUGCCUCCCCCGUUCCUUCACCACCAUCACGUGUUCUUACCUCUCCGCCUCCGCCUCCUCCUGCUUCUCCUCCUCCAGCAUCGUCACCUCCUGUUAGCUCACCAUCGGAUUCAAGAUCUCCCCCUCCGCCGCCACCUACACCCGUCGUCGUGCCGCCACCUGCACCCGUCGUCGUGCCACCAUCACCUAGUCCUCCAAAGGUUGCUCCGUCUCCUGGAAACCAAGAAUCACGACCACCACCACCUCCUCCUGUGUCUGCAACUGCACCAAGUUCUCCAACUCCGCCGUCCAUACCUGCACCCGCACCAUCAUCAACCAUUACCACUCCAACUCCGCCAUCCGUGCCGACACCCGUAACACCUAUCCAUAAGAACACUACUCCUUCACAUUCCCCAUCACCUACUGUUCCGCGGCACAUUUCCCCUUCCAAAAAUUCAAGCUCCUCUCCUUCCGCUGCUUCAUCGAAUUCACAAGGCAAUCAUGAAACGGUAACAUUGGUCGGAAUUACUGUUGCUGGAGUAUUAGUCGCCUUAGUUGCCAUUUUCUUCGUGGUCUUAAGGAAGAAGAAUAAAAGAACGCAUGGCUUAACAGGACAGUCCAGGCGUCCACCUCCUGAAAUUGCACUACCAAAUGGCCGCUACCAUGGACCGGCAGGUGCAGCAGCCGGAAGAGCUCCACAUCCAGAUGCCAAUCACGCAGCGUCUCCUUCCGGGGAAAGCUCGUACGGGAGUUAUGGUCGCCAGGUUCGUGCUGCUGAGGGGAUCGAUCCUUCAGGGUCCAAGUCAUGGUUUACAUACGAAGAGCUGAUGGACAUAACGAAUGGGUUUUCUCGGGAGAAUCAUAUUGGCGAGGGAGGGUUCGGAUCUGUGUACAAGGGUGUGCUGCAAGACGGUAGAGAAGUGGCGGUGAAGCAGCUUAAGAUUGGGAGUGGACAAGGCGACAGGGAAUUCAAGGCGGAAGUGGAGAUCAUCAGCCGCGUCCACCACCGCCAUCUGGUUUCUCUGGUGGGUUACUGCAUAGCAGAACAACAUCGGCUGCUGGUCUACGAAUUCGUCUCCAAUAAAACUCUAGAUCACCAUUUGCAUGGAGAGGGACUUCCCGUUCUCGACUGGGGCAAACGAAUGAGAAUUGCUGUAGGCUCUGCUCGUGGACUGGCGUACCUGCAUGAAGAUUGUCAUCCUCGGAUCAUUCACAGGGACAUCAAGUCGGCUAAUAUCCUUUUGGAUGAAUCCUUCGAAGCGCAGGUAGCAGAUUUUGGGCUGGCAAAACUAGCAAACGAUGCACAUACGCAUGUGUCGACCAGAGUUAUGGGAACAUUCGGGUACUUGGCACCGGAGUAUGCAUCGAGCGGAAAAUUAACAGAUAGAUCAGAUGUGUAUUCAUUUGGAGUCGUGCUUCUGGAACUCAUAACCGGGCGAAAACCUGUUGAUGCAUCUCGGCCUUUGGGCGACGAGAGCUUGGUGGAAUGGGCUCGACCACUCUUGAUUCAUGCUCUUGAAACAGGCGACUACGAAGAAUUAGUGGACCCCAAGCUUGAGAACAACUUUCUAAAAGCUGAUAUGUUACGUGUGAUCGAAGCAGCUGCUGCUUGCGUCCGUCACUCUGCUCCCAAGCGACCACGAAUGGUGCAGGUGCUGAGAGCAUUGGAUAGCGAGGGAAGCCUGUCUGAUCUCUCCAAUGGCGUCAAGUUCGGCCAGAGCACCGUCUACAACUCUGGCCAGUACUCCGCUGACAUCCAAAAGCUGCGGAGAAUGGCGUUCGAUAGUGGGGGCUUCAGCAUCGACUACGACCAUUCCGGUGAGCAUGAGCACGAACACGGAAGCAACUCGACAUACAGCAGUGCCGAGCACUAG